UUUUGUUGAAUUGAUUCUGGUGGCUGUUGUGUUUGCAUGCUGGGCGCUGAUCGCAAGUUCGGUCUCAGUGAGCUGCAGUCGCUUGCUGGAGCACUCAAGGCGCUGAGUGGCGGCGGUGCUGCUGCUGCUUCGGGGCUCCAACUCCCUGCAUUCCGCGAGCUGCUCAUCCAAGUCACUCUGGCGCUCGAUCCCCAGCCGCAGCCGCAGCCAACUCCAGCCCAUGCGCAAAGCUCAUCAAGUAGCAACAGCAACAGCAACAGCAGUUUGCUGCCACAAGCUCAGGGGCGGCCGUCGCAGGACGAAGCGACCACGAUCGCCGCUCUCGACGCUCUCACGUUACUGUUUGUGCGCAUACCAGAUGCAAAACAACGUCAAUUGCACCCAAGACUGCCGCUCAUGCCACCACUAGGACAUUGCGUCUAUAUCGUGCUCGAGCUCGCGGCGACACAUCGCAACAUGCACGUCCAAGUGAAGGCGCUGAAUGUGAUUGAAUUGCUUCUCAAGGGCAUGGAUGACGCUGCGUUGCUUUUGCCAUUUCUGCCGGGCUUGUCGAGCCAGUUAUGCAAGGCUGCAACAGGCAACGUGCUUCAAAAUCACAACGUGACUGUUGCGGCUCUGCAAAGUCUUGGCCUGUCACUCGCCAAGCUGUUUGGAGAUCGCGCCAACGCCACCGUGCUAGAAAGCGUGAAGACGAGUGCGACAGCAGCUGGGGCAUUAUCCCAGCUGCAAGCCCUCGCAACUUCGGUGGCCGACGCUGGCCAACUUCCCACGGACGACCCGCCUCAGAACGAGAGCCCCACAGCCUCUCGCGAUCCUAGCGGUCGGCCGACCUCAAUGCCCAUGGUUUCACGAACCCUUACGUGGUUUGUGACCGCCGCAGGAAAGCUGUGCGCGGUUGUAACGCGUGUCUGUUCCACCCUCUCUGCACACUCUUCUCCCGAGAUUCGGUUUGCGAUGGUCACUUUCUGCGAUCGCCUUCUGACAGAUUGCUUUUUUUCCUUGGAGAAAGUCAUGCCGUCGCUCAUCGAUGCCCUGGUCGGCUUGACCGUCGACGACUUUCCAUUCGUCGCCGAAGUCGCGCAGCAAGCCGUGGAAGCCUGCGAAGUUGCGUUGAACGCCGGUUCCAAGUCACGUGCGCUGUCCUCCAUGCUCGAGGAAAACACCUUCCAAACUCUAACUUCUCUGCCUCGGUUGAUCCGUGGGUUGGACGACAAGAAGCAGUUGCUUGCGCUGAGUCGCUUGCUGGGCUACUUUACCAUCCAGAAACAACACAUGGCUGACUUGUUUAAUUCCCAAGCAGUUCUAGAUCGAUUAACAGUAGCUUUGUGCGAGGUGCUCGAGUUUGCGGACGACGAUCUGGCCCUCAUCCAAGAAGGCGCCGAUGCUUCACAAUACAACGAACAGACCAUCAUUCCCGCAGCUCUUGCCGUGCACACGACUGUCGAUGUGCAGAUGCAGCUCGCAAGUCCGUUCCGGAAACGGUUUGUGCACUUCACCAGCCCGGCAAUUCUGACAACCGUCCAACGCCUUUGCUGGCUCCUAGGACAGCACGGAGGAGCUCACGCGCUGGUGGAGCAUUUUGCCACUGCGCUUCAGAAGCAGGCCAAGUCGCAUAACUCGACGCUCUUCCGGUCGACGCAACUCCAGCUUGUGCUCAUUUUGAACGAGCUGCUCGUGGGAGUAGCCAAAUCCGACCUCCCCACAGAGGAGGGGCUCCGAAUACGGCGCCGGGUUCUUGAUUUGUAUCUGACGGAGGACGUUUGGCGUGGGGCAAGUGAGCUCGAGCCAUUUGAAGACCUGUUUGAGGCCUCGAGCGCGAACGCCAGCGAAAGCAGCAGAACUUCCGAGCUCGAUUCAAGCCAGGGCGAGGCUGACUCCAUCCCAGUCGUUCCUGCGACCAAAGUGCGCCGCCGUGUCGAAGGUACCAUCCUCUCUGCGCUUCUACUGGAGGGAGUGGCGAUGAUUGCGACCGGAUGCGGGCUCGCGUUCAAGGGCGAGAUGCUGAUGGCGGCUGUUUUUCCCAUGGUUGAGCGUCUGGCACACCCCAUUGCCGUCGUUAGUGCGACAUCCGAGUAUUCGUUGCGUGUUGUUUCUUUGGCAUGCGGCUAUCGGAGUACUCAACACAUGAUUUCGGCAAACGCUGAUUAUCUGAUUAACAGCGUUGUGCUAAACUUGCGAUACUUGCAACUCCACCCCGCCACGCCUGUGGUUCUUAGCACCAUGCUCCGCUAUUGCGACGCCAGUAUAUUGGAGCUGCUCCGUGAUUCUCUCGCUGAGGUGUUGGAUGCCAUCGACAACAACCACCACUUGCUAAUGUAUGAAGGAGGUAGUCACAGUCAACAACAACAGCAACAACAACGAGGCUCGCUUUUGGAUGACAACGCUUCAACUUACUUUGGGGAUCAGGCCGUCUCCGUUCGCUACUCGCCGCUACGACCGAGACAGCCUGCCUGGCCCGGGAAUGCGCUUGUCACUCCGCCAUCGCAGUUACUGUCUAUUCUCGCCGCCAUGGUUGGUGCUCUUGCACGGUGGAAGCGAGAGAAGGCGCUUCCUGGGCUGAACGAACCCGUGGCGGGCGUAAAGCCAACACUGGUGGCCAACCCCAGCAGCAAUCCGACCGAGCAUGAGCAAGACGAUAGCUCUCCCACAGCCGGCAGACCCGAUACCACACAGGAUGAGCGUGCCGCCAAGUGGCGGGCAGCCAUCCAAGAAAGCAAGCAAAUGCGAGGCAUCUCGUCGGCCGACGGCGGCGGUGACGAGCAGCAAGAGGAAGACGACGAGCACCCGUAUGCCGAUACCGAGCCACCAAAGGUGUUGACACCCAGCCAGAUCAGAGCAGACGUCGCUCUCAAGCUCACCGAAGCCGUACUCGAAAAGUGCGCUCAUUUCAUUCCGAGCUCGUUGCCUCCGGUGCGCAUUGCAAUGCUCAUGGCAGCUCGCGAUGGGAUGCAGGUACUUGCGAGCGACAACACACGCCUCCUGCCGAUGGUGCACAAGUUGUGGGGCAGUGUUUCGCGUCGCUGCAGGGACGAAGACACCGGCGUGCAAGUGGCAGCGUGGCAGUGCGUCUCGGUCAUCUGCGCGCUUGGCGGUGACUUUGCACGGUCUCGGUUUUUGCGCGAAAUUUGGCCAGCCAUGAACUCUGCGCUUUCUUCCCCUGACCGCGCUGGCUGGCGGCCAUUGACAGAGCUUCAGCAACAAGCGCAGCGCGACCAGCUCCAAGUCGGCGCCCGGCGUGGUGGGAAGGGUCUUCUCCUUCCCAAUCAGUCGGACGAUUCCGCGCAGACCCAGUCAAACAGUUCGACCGGCGCAUUCGCUGGGCGGUACUUGAGGACAGCGGCAUACAAGGUGCAUAUUGCCAUGCUUGAGGCUCUGCUCUGCGUGCGGCAUCUGAAGCUCGAGAGUCUUGACGUUGUCGCAAUCGCAUUGGCCUGUCUGCCGUCUCUUGGCGAUCACCAGCCGCACGAAGUGCAGAUGGCGGCCGAAAACGCCCUGGCAGCUCUCAUCGAAGCAGAUGCUGACGCAGUGUGGCAGCUUUUAACUGCCGCUCAUCCCAAGCGACGGACAAUGGUGACCAGCCCAGACGAUUCACCUCCAUGCAUUCUUCCGCUCAACACUGACGCCUUGGAUCGUCUGCUCGCGCGCACAAUCUCUCUCUUCCCCCAAGUAAUGUGA
Messenger RNA from Capsaspora owczarzaki ATCC 30864, 3675 nucleotides. RefSeq lists its product as hypothetical. Gene Ontology annotation, biological process: chromatin remodeling. Lineage: Eukaryota; Filasterea; Ministeriida; Capsasporidae. Gene Ontology annotation, cellular component: cytoplasm. The record is from RefSeq and is a predicted model, not a curated record. The transcript has 10 exons. Bases 37 to 3675 code for a protein of 1212 amino acids.